Messenger RNA from Striga hermonthica, 1542 nucleotides. NCBI's taxonomy places the organism in Eukaryota, Viridiplantae, Streptophyta, Magnoliopsida, Lamiales, Orobanchaceae. The record is from the annotation of a GenBank genome assembly.
AUGGCCGCGUCGAAAGAGAACUUUCCGGGUUUGAUCAGAUCUUCAAAAGCUGAAGGGGGUUUGUUGCAAGGAGGCCAAAAAUGUAUUGGGAAUAACAGAAGGGCAUUGAGUACACUUGAUGCCAACAUAGUUGAAGUUGUUCCUCACCCUUGUGCUGCUGUAAAAAGAGGGGCUUUGAAAGAGAACAACAAUCCCUCUUGUAAGAAUCUGAUUCCUGUCCACCGUCCGGUCACUAGGAGGUUUGCUGCACAAGUGGCUGCCAAGGUACAUUCUAUUGAGUCAAAUUCGUUUGCACGCCAACCGGAGGACUGUAUUAUUGUGGAUGCAAUAGAUGAAGAGGAUAACAAGGCCACGGACGAUCAUGAAGUGCCCAUGUUCGUGCAGCAUACCGAAGCUAUUCUUGACGAAAUUGAUAACAUGGAUGUGGAAGUUGAAAUGGAAGACAUCGAUGGGAGUGAGGCUGUGGUGGACAUAGAUGGUGUCGAUAACAAGAACCCACUUGCGGUCACCGAGUACAUUGAUGAUAUAUAUGAUUAUUACAAGAAGGCUGAGAGAACAAGCUGUGUGCCACCUAACUACAUGGCACAUCAAUCGGACAUCAACGAGAGAAUGAGAGGAAUCCUUAUCGACUGGCUGAUUGAGGUGCACCACAAAUUCGAGCUAAUGGAUGAGACAUUAUAUCUGAUGGUUAACAUAAUGGAUAGGUUCUUGGCUGUGAAACCCGUUUUGAGAAAGAAAUUACAGCUUGUUGGGAUUACAGCUAUGCUCCUUGCCUGCAAGUAUGAAGAGGUUUCAGUCCCAAUUGUGAAUGACCUUAUUUUCAUAUCCGACAAAGCUUACUGCCGUCAAGAAAUUCUUGAUAUGGAGAAACUGAUGAUCAACACAUUGCAAUUCAAUCUGUCUUUGCCGACUCCAUAUCCUUUCAUGAGACGUUUCCUAAAGGCUGCUCAAUCCGACAACAAUAAGUUGGAGAUGCUAUCAUUCUUCAUGGUCGAGCUUUGCCUCGUUAGUUAUGAGAUGCUUAAGUUCCCACCUUCAUUGCUAGCGGCAGCUGCAGUUUUCACAGCUCAAUGCACUCUGACCGGACGUAAGCAGUGGAGCAAAACGUGUGUGAGCUACACGAGUUACAGCCAAGAUCAGCUCAUGGAAUGUUCUAAAAUGAUGGUAAGUCUGCACCAACGGGCAGGGACCGAGAAGCUUACAGGGGUACACAAGAAGUAUAGCUGUUCUAAGUAUGGCCAUGCUGCUAAAAUCGAGCCUGCUCGGUUUCUUAUUGAUGAUGGAGAAGCGGUUGAAGAGGCGGCGAUGUCGUGGCCUACGACCGCUCCCUCAAGAUCAAGGUCGAGGCUCGACAAAUUCAACGGGCUUGCCGCCAAUCAGAGACGCGUCCGGUCGCAAUCGGCUAUUUUCGGGUUGAGAUUGUAUAUGAUAUGCGGGGGAUCGAGGGAGAGAUCUCUACAAUCCAGUCCGAGAUGCGCCGAGUUGUCGGAGCUCAGGUCCAAUAAUGAGGCGGCGCAUAGGGGGAUCCAUCGGAGAAGAUGA